AUGGAGCAAAUGCUGAUUGCUGCACCUGGGAACGGGUCAAGUGUAGUAAUAUUACUGGGAGAAUUGUUGAACUCCACCUUAGUAAUUUGCCAGAGAAUACGUAUGAGGAUUGGACCGAUUGGCUGCAGGAAUUGGGCUAAGUUGCAAAAUCUCAAGUCCUUAAACCUCGACGAUAACAACUUCAACAAUAGUAUAAUUCCAUGUAUAACUGCAAUUACUGAACUUAAAAGGCUGUCUCUCUCUAAUUCCAGGUAUUUAGAGGGAUCGUUUCCUAUAGAAGAUUUCAAGCGUCUGGAAAAAUUGGAGUUUCUUGACUUGAGCUAUAAUCAAUUUUCUGGUUCCUUGUCCUUUAAAGAAUUGAAGCUGGAGAACUUGAAGGUACUCAAUCUUGGAGAUACAAAUUUUAACAAACUCUCAGACAACAUUGAGGCUUUAACUUCUCUCAAAGCCUUAUCUUUGAACGGUAUUGGUAUUAAUGAUUCCUCCGUCCUUCAAGGAAUUUGCAGUUUGAAGAAUCUCGAUGAACUUCACCUGAGUGACAAUAAUUUUUACGGGCCUGUUCCUAUGUGCUUCAGAAACUUGACGUCUCUUCGAGUUCUUGAUCUCUCCAACAAUAUUCUCAGCGGAAACAUCCCUGCUGCUCUCAUUACUCCUCUCGUACACCUUGAGUAUCUAUCUCUCUCUGGCAACCUUUUUGGAGGUUCUUUUUCUUUCAAUUCUUUGGCCAACCAUUCGAAGCUUCAGGUGUUCGAACUUGUACCUCAAAGCAAUGAUUUACAUGUCGACACUGAGGAUCUUGCUCUCCCCCCACCAUUUCAGCUAAAGGUUCUCUAUUUAUCUGGCUGCAACUUGAAUAAUCAGACUCGAAGAAUCCCAAGUUUCCUGCUCUAUCAGAAAGAAAUGCAAAUUCUUGAUCUUUCUUCCAAUAAGUUAGUCGGCCAGAUUCCUACUUGGCUUCUGCAAAAUAAUACAAACUUUGAAGUUCUUGUUCUAAACGAUAACUCUUUUACGGGUCCGUUUCUUGUGGAUGAUUCUCUGAGAAUAAAUCUACUCCGAUUAGACAUCUCAGACAAUGACGUCAGUGGUAAGGUUCCUCAAAAUAUCGGUUUAUCUUAUCCAUUUCUGCAGUCGUUGAAUUUGUCAGGAAAUUCAUUUGAAGCCAAUAUUCCCCACUCAUUGGGAAACUUGACAAUGGCAAUAUCAAUUGAUUUGUCCCAUAACAAGUUUUCAGGGGAGGUGCCAGGUCAAAUUGGAACUGGAUGUUUACGUCUUAGAAUAUUGGUAUUGUCUUAUAAUAAUUUGCAUGGCAAUUUUCCUUCUGGGUCCACGAACUUAACAAGCCUACAAUUCCUUCACUUGGAUAAUAACCAUUUUAUUGGGAGCAUUUCACAUGGAUUAUCUCGUUCUCCACGUUUAUCUUGGCUGGAUAUUUCAAACAAUUCUUUUCAAGGCAAAAUUCCAAGUUGGAUUGGAAAUUUUUCAUAUUUGAAGGCUCUUGACAUGUCAGCCAACUUGCUAGAAGGUAGCAUACCAGAUGCUAUAUGCAAACUUUCACAUCUUGAAUUUUUAGACCUCUCCAAAAAUCAGUUGAUCGGACCUUUACCAGCCUGCUCCGAGCUUACGUCAUUGAAGUUCAUCCACCUGCAUCACAACAUGAUCUCAGGGCCCAUCUCAAACAUGCUGUCUGGGAGCUUCAAUUUGAUGACACUCGAUUUGGGUUACAACAAGCUGUCUGGCGGUAUACCACGCUAUAUUGGUAAACUUAAAGAGCUCAGGGUUCUUCUAUUGGGGGGAAAUGGAUUGCAUGGUGAUAUUCCUUUGCACUUAUGUCAGCUGCAGAAUGUGACAAUUAUGGAUCUUUCUCAGAAUAAGUUUUCUGGGCCACUGCCUACAUGCUUCAACAACAUUUCUUUUGGCAGAGGGCAGUUCUCCACAGAUGCAUUUUUUGCCUAUGGCCGGUAUUCUGUUAUUGAUCCCUCCUCCAUAAACCUUCCUUUUUUGGCCAUGGAGAUAAUCUCGAGUGAGUAUUAUAUAACUACUUUUUCCGAGCAAGAAAAAGUGAUAUUCACAACAAAAAGUAGAAGCGAACACUAUGCAGGGAAUAUAUUGAAUUUCAUGUCUGGCCUUGAUCUGUCAUGUAACCAAUUGAUUGGAGCGAUUCCUCCUGAAUUUGGUGAUCUCAGACAUAUCCGGGCAUUAAAUUUAUCCCACAACUACUUGCAAGGGUCUAUUCCCUCAAGACUUUCCAUGUUGAACCUAGUAGAGAGCUUGGAUCUUUCUUACAACGAUUUGAGUGGUGAAAUACCUUCAGAGCUGGCAUCCUUGAACUUCUUGUCCAUCUUCAAUGUGUCAUACAAUAACUUGUCUGGCAGGGUACCUGAUACAGGGGAGUUUGCAAACUUUGACGACAGCAAUUAUAGAGGAAAUCCAGGUCUCUGUGGACCAUUGCUCAAGAGAAGUUGUAACCCCUUUGCUCCACACCCUGAAAAUGUUGGUGAUCAAGACAUCGAAGUUGAUGGUGCAAUUGACGUGGCAGCAUUCGCUUGGAGCUUUUUUGCUUCAUAUAUGGUGAUCGUGAUUUCAUUAGUGGUAAUUCUUUAUGUUAGCCCUUAUUAUAGAAGAGCAUGGUCUUUUUAUAUUGAUUAUUGGAUCCUAUCGAGAUUCUACGAGUACUGCAGAUCUCGUUCUUCAGAGAAAAAGCAAACAUGGAAAGUGUUCAAUUGGAACAUGAGAAGGAGAUGA
This is a messenger RNA of Coffea arabica (coffee), 2742 nucleotides long. The record is from RefSeq and is a predicted model, not a curated record. NCBI's taxonomy places the organism in Eukaryota, Viridiplantae, Streptophyta, Magnoliopsida, Gentianales, Rubiaceae.